UUUUUAUUUACAAUUUUGCCACUCAAUAUGUAAAUGACUAGAAUGACCUUAAUCUUUUAUCCUUUAAAAUAUUUCUUUUGUUUUUUCGGAAUUGUGAUGGAAAACGGCGCCGUUUUUGGUCUGAAUACAUACCAUCUUAUGAGAGUUGACUGAAUUACCCUUGACUUAUGCCUUUUGGGGUUCGUCAAGUAAUUUCAUUUUGCCAGUCGGUGCUGCACCUGGACACGCUACACUCUUGCACAUUCUUUCUUUUGGGACCGUCCAAACGAGCGAAAAUUCUGCUGAGCCGUGCGAUCGUUGAUUUGAUCUCCGUGAAUUGAGCUGCAAUCCGCCGAAAGUCUUUCAUUCUAUGAAAGGCACGAAAUCCGUAGCAGCGUCGGCGAGGUGCAGACGACGGUCGACCAAAGAUAGUGCAAAGAGCAGGUGCGACGAUGACGGCCAAAUGGCAGCGAGACCUGGCGGGGAAGCAAGCCGGCGAUAGAGAGGGAGACCCGGCGGUGAGGCGAGCCGUCGACAGAGAGAGAGAGGGAGACCCGACGUCGUUUUCGGCGGCAGCGGCGGCGAAUAAUACGGGUCCAGAUCCACGACGGCAAUUCAGAACAGAGGCCAUUAUCCUCGCAGCCGGACGCCAGUGAGUUACUCGACGAUGGACGAUCAGCUAGCCGGCGAGCCCAUGAAUAGUGCUUCGAGAUCGGGGGAUGGCAUUUCAGUGACUAUUAGGUUUCGACCUUUAAAUGACUGGGAAUAUAAUAGAGGAGACAAGAUCGCCUGGUAUGUGGAUGAUAAAGUGUUUGGGCAUAUUACAAAUACUGAAGAUGCGUGUGAAGUAGUUGCCCGACCUAUGGUGAAGAUUGUGAUGGACGGAACUGUAUUUGCUUAUGGAGUUACCAGCAGUGGAAAGACACAUACUAUGCACUUUCUUAUCAGUAUCAGAUGCUCAAUGAAUGAUGGAAAUGGAAGAAGUGUAGAGAAAACCACUCUUUAUGAUCUUUAUGAGAAGGAAGGGCAGAGCCCAUGGUAUGAUAAUUUAUGCCGUCCGCUCACUGAUCUUAUUCCACUGAUCGAAAACGGAGUCAGAGGUGUAACUAGCAACCCAGUGAUUUUCCAGGAAGCAAUAUUGACUUCAAGUGCAUAUAAUGAUCAGAUUCUUAUUCUGUCGGUUGGUGGUAUGGAUUCUGAAGGCUCAUAUGUGUCGAAUACAAGCGAGUGGGAAGCUGCAGUUGUUAGGUGGAGAUGCAAGAAAUGUCGGCUACAAUCGCCUGUUGGUUUUGCCACUGAGGAACUGAAAUCAAUCCACAGGUACAAGGGCCACUACACCGAGGGAGCGGAGGUAAUCGAUGAUGUGCUCGACAUUCUCAUGAAGGAGCAGGAGAUUGCCUUCGAGGUUCAAACGUAUAGCAGAAACCAUGAGUUCUUGAGGUCGCUGCGGAUGUUUGUCGAGGCUUACGUGGUGACGAAGACGGCAACCGGCAAAUUGGCUCUGGAAUUUAGGGAGAAAAAUGGAUUGAAUGUGGUGGUUUUGUUGCCGUCGUGGACCGUCGGGCCCUUCAUAUGUUCACGCUUCCCCGAUUCGAUUCGAUUCAAUUCGAUUCGAUUUGAGUACUCUUCUCCUAUAUCUUUGUUGGAAUCGAGGAAGGUGCCGAGGUUCAGGGAGAGCUCCUUGGAGUCGCCGGCGACGACCCCCGCCUGA
Messenger RNA from Striga asiatica, 1690 nucleotides. NCBI's taxonomy places the organism in Eukaryota, Viridiplantae, Streptophyta, Magnoliopsida, Lamiales, Orobanchaceae. The record is from the annotation of a GenBank genome assembly.